Pelobates fuscus (common spadefoot toad) is the source of this 941-nucleotide messenger RNA. Its product is annotated as lysozyme C-1-like. The record is from RefSeq and is a predicted model, not a curated record. Gene Ontology annotation, molecular function: lysozyme activity. The transcript is spliced from 4 exons. Bases 14 to 451 code for a protein of 145 amino acids. Lineage: Eukaryota; Metazoa; Chordata; Amphibia; Anura; Pelobatidae.
CAAGAACUGAAUCAUGAAGCUGACUGUGUUCGUGGGUCUCCUUAUUGGCCUUAUUGGAUUGGCACAAGGAAAAGUAUACAGCAAAUGUGAACUGUUCAGGAUUUUCAAACAGACCGGGCUGGCUGGUUACCACGGAUACAGUGCUGCUGAUUGGAUAUGCCUUGCCAGGUAUGAAAGUAACUACAAUACUGCAGCAGUAAACGACAAUGGCCCAAGUAGCGAUUAUGGAAUCUUUCAGAUCAACAGCAAAUGGUGGUGUAACGAUGGGAAGACGUCAGGGAGCAAAAACGCAUGUCGUAUAAGUUGUCAAAGUCUUUUGAAUGAUAAAAUCUAUGAUGACAUUGAAUGUGCUAAGAGAGUUGUGAGAGAUCCCGAUGGCAUAUCAGCUUGGGUUGCUUGGAGAAAUCACUGCAAGGGAAAAGAUUUGAGUCAAUUUACUGCUGGAUGCUAAAGUCAAGACUGUCAAGAAGUUCAAACUAGCAUAUAAUCUUCUUAUAAUUUACUCAUGCUUAUUAUCAUUCACCUUGUAGUUUUCUGGUUGUACCAUCCAAAGAAAAUAAACAUAUGGGUACUAUGUCCAGAAUGACUGGAAAGCCACACAAAGAGCUUCAAUUAAUGAGUGCUAGCAAAGUUCAGCAUUUAUUAAUAAAUAAAAAAUUUAGCCAUAGAAACUCAGAAAAAAGGGUGGUGGGGGGGAAGAGGGGGUGCAAACAUUGCUUAUGUCAUACAACUGUUUCUUAAACGAUUAAGUCAAACACCAUAAUCACUACAGUGCCCUGGAAUCCAUCAUUGUAAGUAGUUAAACUGUUUUAGAACUGUUUGAGCUCUAAACUACAAUGGGUGCUGCUCCCAUCCUCAGCUAGAUUGUUUCUGGAAACAUUUGCCUACUUGAUCAUACUCUCUAACUCUUUUUGCUAAAAAUAAAAUCUAGCUUUAUUACA